CAAAUUCUAAAAUCUUUAAAAACUUUUAAACUGCAACAAAAAAAAACCCAUUCAUAAAAGCUAUUGAGAACGUUUCCAGUACUUUUCACAGAGCUUGUCGCUAAUCUUUGCCAGCAUAUUCAGCGAUGAUAACAGAAGUAAACCAAAUAAAAGUAACCCACGAGUUCGCAAACUGUUCGAUAGCCGUCGGCUAAUUAAAUCGUCUGCCAACAGAUGAAAAAGUUACCCAAAAAAAAGUGGAGAAUAAAAAUAAGAAGGAAGCUGGGCUCAAAGCCAAGCCAAGUUGACAGAAACAUAUGGCAACAAAUCCGAGUUUUUGGCAGGACUCUCUGAACACUCUGAAGCACACUUUGUGGCCGAUCAUUGGACAACGAACAUCGAAACAAUCAUCCGACAUUGAAAUCUCUUACGCCGAUAGAGAAUCUAGGGCCGAGACUUUAGGUUAUCAUUACUUGACCUCUCUCGUUCAGAUCUAUUGAGCGGAAUCCACAUCCGCUUCAGAUUGACUUCAACGAAAUAACGAAAUUCAGUUCGAAAUUCAUUUUGUUUGCGGGCAGUCGAAACAUUUAAAAUGGGCGGAAUAAAAUUUAACGGAGUUUUCUUCCUGAUGGUCCUUCAAAUAUUCUUGGUGGCUACAAUAACUGGAGAUGAAACGUGCGAAUCAGACCGAAAAAUGGAAGAACAGUGCCGGCUUCAUAACUACAAGACUGUUAAACCUUUGCUAGAUUAUUUCAGGCAGGUUAGAAAUGAGAUAGAACAAAGUGAAAAUAAGGAAAAGCAGAUAAGUGAAUUAAAUUCUGAUCUUAUGGAAAAAUAUCAUGAAAUUGUAAGAAUUCAUGAAACAUUCAUGAAGGAGGCAGCUCUAUUAAAUGAGUAUAAAAACAAAGUAAUCAAAGGGAAAAACGAUUUGCAAUUGUGUCAAAAUAAAGUUGAUAAAUCUGAAUCUGAAAUUAAUUCAUUAAAAGAACAACUAACAGAUAAAUCCAUCAAAUUAGAAACUUGUCAAGUUCAAUUAAAAUCUGUUAAUUCUAGUUUAAUUGAAAAAGAUGAAAAUAUAAAGAUAUUUAGUGAGAAUAUUAAAAAUAAUACAGAACAUCAGAAAACACUUGAGUUGAAAUUAGAAAAGAGUAAAUCUAUAUUAGUAAAGCAUGAAAAAGAUAUUCAGUUAUGUCGUUCAGAAAACAACAAAUUAAAUAGGACAUCAGAGAACAUUAGAGAAGAACACAUAAACAUUCAAUUGAAAUUAACAGAAAGUGAAACUAAGCUGAUAGAUAAAGUAAAGGAAAAUCAGUUAUGUCAAUCUGCACUUCAUAAAUUAAGUCCCACAACAUGCAUCCCUUUCGGAGAAAAUCCAGGAGUUCAUCAACUCAAUGUCUCUGGCAUAGGUUUAUUCAAUGUUUUGUGCGAUAGUCAGUUAGCUGGACCUGGAUGGAUUGUAAUACAACAACGAGUUGGGGGAAAUGAGAGUUUCGAUAGGGAUUGGGCAACGUAUCGCAAAGGUUUCGGUUCUUUUGAAAGUGAUUUCUUUCUUGGAUUAGAAAAAAUACAUCGUAUCACGAGCUUGCAGUGUUUUGAACUUUACAUACAUUUGGUUGAUCUGGGUGGAAGUGCCAUCUACAACGCUCGUUAUGACGACUUCAAAAUAUCCGAUGAAGAUAAUGGAUAUGCACUGAGUUUGGGUAAUUUCACUGGAACUACUUUUGGAGAUGGCAUGAUAUACACAGAAAAUAUAAAAUUCACAACAUUCGAUCACGACAACGACAAAGAUGAUGAUGAUAAUUGCGCAGUCUUGAAUGAAAGUGGCUGGUGGUACAAUGAAUGUUUUCCUUCUAGUAAUUUAAAUGCACCAUAUGGGCCACUUCUACGUUGGUGGGACAAAAGUUACAAGUAUAUUUUUAAUCUUAAAGAAGUUAAGAUGCUAAUUCGCCCCAAGAAGAGAUGAAGAAGUGAUAAACUGAAAAGCUGAAAUUCCCAUAUUUGACUCAAUUGUGUAAUCAUAUAUAUAUAAUUUGUGCAUUAAGAAAUUGCGUUCUGAAAAAUAAAACGAUCGACUAUUU
This is a messenger RNA of Drosophila sulfurigaster albostrigata, 2057 nucleotides long. RefSeq names its product fibrinogen-like protein 1. The record is from RefSeq and is a predicted model, not a curated record. Bases 572 to 1942 code for a protein of 456 amino acids. NCBI's taxonomy places the organism in Eukaryota, Metazoa, Arthropoda, Insecta, Diptera, Drosophilidae. The transcript is spliced from 4 exons.